UCUGGCAGCUAAUUCAUGUCCAAAUAACAUUAAUAUUUAAUUCUCUGAUAAGUGUAGUACUUGUCUUUUAUUGGACACUUCUCUAAGGCAUCAGCAAGGCAAUGUUUACAACUUCAGAGCAUAAGUCCAUUCAUGAUCGACUGAAAAAUAAAAACUCACAAAAUGAUUAUCAUCAUCAUCUAGUCGGUGCAGAUUCUGUCCUAUUAUUUCCCUAACUUAAAUUUUGAAUGUAAUCUGAUAUUUGUAGGUACCCUGCUGAAUUCAGUCUGAGCCACACAUCAGUCCUGUAGCCUCCAGUGCUUCAAGAUUCACACCCAAUAACACAUGAAUAAAAGUUCUAUUUUAAGGCAAGAACAGCUGAAUUUAGCUAGUUAUGUUUGAAUAUUGAUUUCACAGUAUUAUCUGUAAUAAUGAGUAUCAGUAUAUUCUGUAGUAACGUGUAUCUUUAUUGUAGAUAUGUAUCAGUAUUAUCUGUAGUAAUCCCUGCUAAAAACAAACAAACAAUAGAAGCCCAAUAGAAACAUCACAGAAAUUAGAAUGGUUUCUAUUAAAAUACCAUUAUAAACCAUUAGCUUUUUCCAGUUAAACCAUUACAAAAUUCCUUUUUGUAGUGUGUUUUGGGUAUUUUUCCAACAGGAUUUAACAUCCCAGCAAUAGAAUCCAUCACAUACCAGUAGACACCAUUAUAGUUUCCAUUAAAACCAACACAACUCCCAUUAUAACCAUUAAAACCAUUACAUUUUCUAUUGUGUUUUGGGCAGGGUUCUGUUGGUUUUUUCAGCAGGGAUGAGUAUCUUUAUUUACUGUAGUAACGAGUAUCAGUAUUAUCUGUAGUAACGUGUAUCUUUAUUUAUUGUAGUAAUGUGUAUCAGUAUUAUCUGUAGUAAGGAGUGUAUUUCUUGACUGUAGUAUCAGUAUUUCCUGUAGUAAUGUGUAUCUUUACUGUAGUAAUGUAUCAGUAUUUCCUGUAGUAACGCUGUUGGGAGGCGCGUCUAUAGCAACAGAUUUGGUCACGAGCACAAAGCGAUGCAUCUGUACUUGUAUUAGCUGCAGCACCGGUCAUGCUGGACCUGUAUACACUAAUGUACUAGUGAGUGUGUAAACUGAAGUGUUUGCUUGCAGAUUUUUGUCAUGCUUCAAAUCCCUUCGUCGGAGUACGAGCGCAGUCAUCUGUGGAGACUCUGUGGCGACGAUAUCCAUCAUAUUUGGUCGCUCGUGUCGUGUUUUAUUGAACAACAGAUGUUCAUGCGAAAGGGGGUUCAUAUCUUCGGUUUAGGCACUUUCACGUUCUGCCAGCAGAAGCUGAACCUCGGGAACAAACAUAUUCUCAAACAGAGACCUGUCUUCAUCCUGUCAGAGAAACUCUCUCAGUGUUAUGGAUUUAAACAGCUCAAACCACAGGCUACAGGUGUUCCUGUGGUGCCGCUCAACUUCUCGGCCCUGAGCGCCGAGGGCCCGUUCCAGCGAGACGCCGUGGAGAGAUGCGUGCGAGAAACCCUUCUCCUGCUGCUCCGCACCGCAGCCACGCAGCCGUCCGUCUCUCACACGUUUCCUGGGAUCGGAGUCCUGACUUUCCGGCAGAGCCGAGUCAAGAUGCUGUUCUGCCGUGACUUCAUCUCAGCCUUAGACGGCUCCGGGAAGCUGUCCUCCGCUUCAGCCAGCAGACCGGAAUCGAGGAACUCUAGAGAAUCUGAGAGACCUGCGACCUUCAGCGGCGCCACGCUUCCCAGAAUACCUGCAGGAGAACCUCCGAGAAAACAGCUGCAGACUGAUGAAGAUGAAGAUGAUGGUGGUGGUGGUGGAUGGGCAGAGAAGCAGCGGCCGGCGGACAGAGCGACUGACCUCACAGACAAACGCCCGGCAAACGCUGACAGAGGCGUCUCGCGGCCAGCAGGCGGCGCUCUCAGCAUCUCGACAGUGAAGAGAAGCCCUGCAGAUGAGAGUCUGAUGUGCUGUGACCACAGACGGGCCGGACAGGAGCUGUGUUACGUCUGCAUGCAGCGAGCGCAGAGAAACCGGUCUGAUGAGAGGAGCAGAGCCGAGCGAGAGCAAGAACGAGUGUUAAUGCUUCGAGAACAUCAGAAAGACCUGCAGUACUUCCAGAAAGAAGAGACGGACAGACAGAAGAAGCGUGAGGACGGUCAGAAGCUGGCGGCGUUUAAUCUGGCCGCCGCAGAGGCUCAGAGACGCAGGAAAGCAGUCGCGUCCAGCCAAUCAGACGGCUCGUACAUCUUUGCGGGUCGAGCCUGCAGCGCAGACCGUCAGUCACAGCAGAGAGCGUACAUGCAGCAGCUGAUGCUGGACGCUGCCGGACGCAGACGGACGCAGACGGAGCAGCAGCGGCUGGACAGACUGCAUCUGCUGCAGCUCUCUGAAGAGAUCGCGUUAGAAAGAUCUCAGCAGCUUCGUGAGAAACACGAGACGUCCAAGAAAUACCGAGAGGCACUUGAAGCACAAACGGUUCUCCGCUGUUCAGAAAUCUCUCCGCGUUUGGACGCGCGGCCCGUGUUUGGACUGAUGGACUGCAGUCCGGCGUCUUUAGCGGAGCAGAGACGGAGAGCACAGAACAUCUCUGAAGAGCUGAUGAAUACAGCCAACCACAGGAGGAGAGAAACGCUGGAGAAACGCUUGAACGAGCAGAAGAGAGAGAGAGAAAUGAUGCAGAGAGACCUCAAAGAAAUGUUAGACGAGCGAAUGCGUCGCUACGAGAAGCUGUGUCUCCUGCGGGCCGCGUGCGAGGAGAGCUGGCAGCGCAGCGCCGACCUCAAACACCAGCGAGACCGAGAGGAACUCAACAGCCGGAGGUUCGGAGGUCAAACUCUGACAGAACAGCUCGGAAAAUAUGAGCGAUGCAGUCGAUGCAAACGCAGCACCGCCAACCGCGGCGAGAGCAACGUCUUCAGAGACACCAAUUAUGUGUCUGGAGCUCGAUCGAUGCUGUAGACCUCAGAUAAUAAAGAUGAGCAAAAUAAGUGUAUGCUUUUUAUAUGAAGUAUAUGUGAGCAUUAACAAGUAUAAUGACCACUCUCACCAAGCAUUAUAUUUUACCGUAAACACAUAAACUGACCACACGUCACGAUGAGCGUCCUCAUCCACAUUUACAGCAAACUGAGAGCGUCUGCUGUGUUCAUCCCCACCUCGUCUCCUAGACGGCCAUCACGACAAGACCUCGGGAACCAGACGAGUCCUCUGCUCAAUCUGACUCUGCUGCAGCUGGAUCUGAACUGCGGGUUCGUCUGGUCAGAGGAGAACUGACCCCCGACUGAGCCUGGUUUCUCCAAGGUUUUUUUCUCCAUUCUGUCACCGAUGGAGGUUUGAUUCCUCUGGCUUGAUUAGUUGGGGAUGCUUAAUUUCCAGCGAUAUCGUCGACUUGAUCGCACAGAUACUACUUAAACUGAACUGAGCUGGACGAUGACAUUCACUGAAUUCAAUAAUAAAAUGCCUUUUACUGAAAAUUGAGUGUUUACUCUUGUCAUUUUACAUUAUUGACACACUAUUUUCCUAUUUUGAUA
Messenger RNA from Onychostoma macrolepis, 3512 nucleotides. RefSeq names its product coiled-coil domain-containing protein 81-like. Lineage: Eukaryota; Metazoa; Chordata; Actinopteri; Cypriniformes; Cyprinidae. The coding region runs from base 1132 to 2943 and encodes 603 amino acids. The transcript is spliced from 14 exons. Gene Ontology annotation, cellular component: centrosome. The record is from RefSeq and is a predicted model, not a curated record.